AUGGAUGAAGACGACACGCAGGGCCGACUUGCCUCGAGCGUCUCAAACAUCCCACGCCCGAAGUUCUCAUACGCCCAGCCGGAAAGCCUGAAAGAUAUUACGCAUGCUGUGAAUAAUGCGGGAGGCCGGGCAACGGCUGCUUCGGGCGCCGGCAGUGAUAAAAAAAGGAAAACGCUGAGCGAACGCGCAGGGGAGCCGAGGAAAAAAGAAAAUUUAGGGACCAGGUCCUUUACUGGAUCUACGAAAACCGCACUGCCCAAGAGCCUGGGUGUAUCCAAGACGAGUGCCUCCCGCGCACCCACAAACAGCUCGAGACUCAAGCCUCCGCCAGGCACACGGAACAUCCCUCGUCCGCAGACGUCGAUAGGUCAUCUCACCUCGGAGAAAGGAUCAAUCCCGCGACCCGCAACUUCUAUGGAUGGCCGGGAUGCUGGCUCAAGCCGAAAUGGUGCGCGUCAGCCCUCAUCCAUCAAGUCAUCUACCCCUUCAGCUCAUCCCUCCCCUUCACUGAAACCCAAACUCCCUGAUAUAUCUAUUUCAUCCAAGAGCUAUGGUUCCCAAGUUGAUUGUGUUUCCAAUCAAUUGAGAUCAUCGCCAGUUCUGCAUCCCUCUCGCAACCCAUCACUAUGCACCGCUAUGCAGUUACUAUCCCUUAGCCACAAGCGUUCCAUCGACACUAUGAAGCCGAGAACACAACUCCAGCUCACUACACCAUCCAAAAUUCCUACGCCAAUCCGCCCCCUGCUGUCAUCAUAUACUCAUUCCUCCCUUCCCCCUUCCCCUUUUAUACUAAAAAAGACUCGCAAGCAACGCUCCCCUAGAAGAGCGAAACGUUUUCUAACUAUAGACACUGAAGUCCAAGCUUGGGAUCAAGAUGAAAAGGAGCAAAGAAUUUCAGAUAACAUGACCCACGUCCGAAAAAUGGUCGAAGAGAUGGUCAAGCAAACCGCUGCCAUGACAGAAACCACCGACCUAUACAAAUCACGCACCCAGAUGCUAGAGGAGAAUCAAACAAAGCUCUUACACCAAAAUGCGGACCUACGUGUGGAACUCGAGACUACGAAAAAUUCAUUAGCGAAUGCUGAAUCAAGGUUAAAAGAGCUGUCGCGUGAGCAAGAAAUCGCCCUUAGUGAGCUUGCAACCCAGCACCGAAACCAGUCCGAGGUUAUACGGCAGGAUGCCCAGGCGGAGGUUGUCGCACUCAGGCAACAGCAUAGAGCAGAGCUUGCCGAGACAAGACGCAGAUUCGAAGCCGAAAUAGCUAUAGAGCGGCAACUGAGAGCACAGGAACUCGAACAACUCGCUGCUCAGUCGUUCCUGGAAAAACAGCGCGACAAGCUUGAUCUAAGCAACAAAGACCGAGAAAUACAGGACCUACUAGCUCAGCGGCAGAGGUUGCAUGAUGAUCUUGAACGGGAGCAUGCACUUAACAAGGAAUUACAACAAAAUUCUAUUGUAAAUUCUAACAACACUGCUACCCUGGAGUCGUCCAUCCGCGCACUAAAAGCAAAAAUCGAGUUUCUAGAAUCCGGGAGUAAGGAGCAAUCGGAUGCAUUUGCAAAGCUGGAUAAAGAACUUCGUGAGGCACUAGAGGAGACUACUGCCACAAAGGCACAGCUACGCAAGGAGGAAACUCUUCGAAGGAGACUGCAUAAUCAAAUUCAGGAACUAAAAGGAAAUAUCAGGGUAUUUUGUCGAGUCCGGCCAGUGCUCUCCAACGAUUCGAGUGAAAACAUUGCCAAGAUAUCUUUUCCUGAUGAAGAUCUCGAUUGCAGAGAGAUCAUGGUUCAAGGGCCGGAAGAAAAAUCAAGUCUAGGCCUAGUAAGUGCCAAGAAUCAUUUCUUUGCGUACGAUCAUGUCUUUGGACCAAGAUCACAGAAUGCAGAGGUGUUUGAGGAAAUCAGCCAACUUGUUCAAAGCGCCUUGGAUGGUUAUAAUGUGUGCAUAUUCUGUUAUGGUCAAACAGGAAGCGGUAAAACGCACACAAUGUCCUCGGAAGAUGGUAUGAUACCCCGUGCGGUUCGCCAGAUUUACGACACUGCCAGUGGCCUCGAAGACAAGGGCUGGACGUACACAAUGGAGGGAAGCUUUGUGGAAGUAUAUAACGAAAAUAUCAAUGAUCUUCUGGGGAGGGCUGAAGAAUUUGAUAAGAAGAAACACGAAAUUAGGCAUGAUCUCCAAAAAUGCCAGACCACCGUUACCAAUGUCAACACAGUCUGCCUUGACUCGCCUGAGAAAGUGGAAUCUAUCCUUCAGAGAGCCUGGGCAAACCGGUCUGUUGCUGCCACCAAAGCUAAUGAGCGCUCGUCUCGCUCUCACUCCGUCUUCAUCCUCCGGCUUGUGGGUGACAACUCGAUAACGGGAGAGCACAGUGAAGGAACUCUAAACCUGGUCGAUCUUGCGGGAAGUGAACGUCUUAGCCACAGUGGCAGUACCGGAGAGAGACUCAAGGAGACCCAGAAUAUUAAUAAAAGCCUCAGUUGUCUUGGAGACGUCAUCAGUGCUUUGGGACAGGGCAAGGAGGGCACUCAUAUUCCGUAUAGAAAUAGCAAGCUCACCUACCUUCUCCAAUUCUCCCUGGGAGGCAACUCCAAAACACUCAUGUUUGUCAUGGUGAGUCCGCAGCAGGAUCACCUCAGUGAGACUCUGACUAGCUUGAAGUUUGCUGCAAAGGUCCAAAAUACCCACGUAGGCACGGCAAAGCGACAAACGCGUAUGCGUGAUUCAUGA
Messenger RNA from Nannizzia gypsea CBS 118893, 2730 nucleotides. RefSeq names its product carboxy-terminal kinesin 2. NCBI's taxonomy places the organism in Eukaryota, Fungi, Ascomycota, Eurotiomycetes, Onygenales, Arthrodermataceae. Bases 1 to 2730 code for a protein of 909 amino acids. The record is from RefSeq and is a predicted model, not a curated record. The transcript has 5 exons. Gene Ontology annotation, biological process: microtubule-based movement. Gene Ontology annotation, molecular function: ATP binding; microtubule motor activity; microtubule binding.